AAUGUUCUAUGUUAACACUCAUUAUCAGCACUGAAAUUAGAUCGCGGCGAUGCCGAGUUUAUCUAUAUUGAUGCUGUUUUGUUGUUUACUGUACAAGAUACAUCCAAUAAGUGGGGACUACACAUGCAUAUGCAACAAUGGUAAUUUGCCAAAGAACAUAUUCAAAUCCCAAACAGGCGACAGUGAUGUCCUAGGAUACCUGAAAGUUGGUUUCUGUAAAGCAAAUCAUACUGUUACCAAUGGACUGUGGCUGUCGGUAUUGUAUCAGCAUCAGGUCGGAUAUAUACAAAAUGACUCAACCAUUCACAUUUUAAAAUGUGUUGGCGAUCCAAGAAAAGAAGACGCAUUGACAACACCUGUCCCACGUACAACUGCAGAACCAAUUAUAUCUACAGUCGGCAGAUCCGAAACGACUGACACUACUAUGUUGUCAUCGACAUCAGAUUAUAAAGAAAGUAACACUGACAACAAAACCACAACUUCUGAGGCAGUAGAUGUGACUAUACCUCGGCCUUACACAAGUAUAGUAUCAACAGAUAUUAUCUCAAGUAUAACGGAAGCAACAAAAAGGCCCGCUUCUCCGACAUCAACAUCAGUUGUUUUGACCUCCACAGUUUACAGCGGAUCUGACAAAACAAAUUUUAUAACAACUGUUAAAACGAUGCAAGAAAAUAGUUCCGGAAUACCACACACUACUAUUUCAAAUAAACUGCAUAAUUCAACUUCUGUUUUACUAGGUAAAUAA
Mercenaria mercenaria is the source of this 745-nucleotide messenger RNA. RefSeq lists its product as uncharacterized. NCBI's taxonomy places the organism in Eukaryota, Metazoa, Mollusca, Bivalvia, Venerida, Veneridae. The coding region runs from base 50 to 745 and encodes 231 amino acids. The transcript is spliced from 6 exons. The record is from RefSeq and is a predicted model, not a curated record.